GGAUACAACACGAGGACAGAGUACGAGACCACCGGAUAAAGAAAAAAGAGUCUUACAGAGGUUUGAAUUCCCAGAACCCACCCAGCUGCUCCACAGGACUAAGAUAGUUGGCGGGUAAAGGAAGGAACAUACCACUGAAGCAGACAGAUCUGAAAUGUGACAAGUGCUCUUACACAACAUGUGCACACUUUAGCCAGUAGUGCCUCAUUCCAGUGUGAAACUGCUGAUUAGAGCCAUGCCAUUCUCACGAAGCUUCCUGUCUGAAGAGCAGCUGCUGUGCUCCAUCUGCUUAGACGUGUUUAACAAUCCAGUGUCCACGCCAUGUGGCCACAGCUUCUGCAUGACCUGCAUCGGCCACUACUGGGACUCAGUGAAGCACUGCCAGUGCCCCCUCUGCAAGCAGACCUUCAAGAGAAAGCCCGAUCUCCACAUUAAUCGAACUCUCCGUGAGAUCAUCGAACAGUUCAAGCACAUGAAGGAAAACCUGGGGGCCUCUGGAGGGGACGGGGCAGGUAGAGAAGCUGAGGAAGGCGUAAGAAAACAAGACUCAGUGGAUGGGACAGUAAGGCCAGGCCAACUACCAGGUUAUCUUCUUGAGGAAAUGAAGCAGAGACUCACCCGGCACAGAGCAUACAGCAUUUCUCUGGCCUCUCACAAUGAAACAGGGUCUGAACUACCUGUCACACCAAACACUGAGAGUACUUGUGACACCCAGCCACCUGGUUUUGCCAGACAGGUGUCCCUGCGAAGGUAUACCCUGAGUGGGGCGGCAGAUGCCAUGAAAGUGCCCCUUUGUCCAAAACAUCACCGUAACCUGGAGCUGUUCUGUCGAUCUGAUCUGGAGUGUGUUUGUGUUGAGUGUGGACAAACGGAACACCAGUCACAUGACAUCACAUGUGCCGAGAAAGAGUGGCAGAGUCAUAAGAUGAAGAUUGGUAUCACAGAGACUGAGAUACAGGAGAUGACCAAAGAGAGGAUGCAGAAAGUGGACGAGAUCAAACAAUCACUAGAUGAUAUGAAAAUGUUGUCAGAGCAUGAGGUGCAGCGCAGCAUGCAGCUGUUUGGAGCUUUGAUAAGCUCUCUCGAGCGCAGUCAGGCCGGGCUGCUGGAAGUGACUGAGAUAAACCGUCGCUCAGCAGAGCACCAGGCUGAGCUCAUGAUCAGAGAGCUGGAGCAGGAGAUCACAGAGCUGAGGAGGAGAAGCACAGCGCUGGCUAAACUGGCCCAGACUGAAAAUUACAUCACUGGACUGAAGAUGUUGUCAGAGCAUGAGGUGCAGCGCAGCAUGCAGCUGUUUGGAGCUUUGAUAAGCUCUCUCGAGCGCAGUCAGGCCGGGCUGCUGGAAGUGACUGAGAUAAACCGUCGCUCAGCAGAGCACCAGGCUGAGCUCAUGAUCAGAGAGCUGGAGCAGGAGAUCACAGAGCUGAGGAGGAGAAGCACAGCGCUGGCUAAACUGGCCCAGACUGAAAAUUACAUCACUGGACUGAAGGGCUACUCUGACGUCAGCACUCCCAUGUCGAUGAAAGACUGGACGGGCGUCUCACUGACCUGUGAUCUUGGAACUAAAGCAGUUUACAGCUCUGUCUGUCAGCUAGUGGAACAGUUUAAGGAGGAGCUUCAGAAAGUACCUGCAGUCUGCCUCUCUGUGUCUGCUAGCCAAUCACUGGUGAAGUCACACCCAAAAGUGAAGAGAAUACAGGAAUAUGCAGACCGUGUAGUCUGUGUCCUGGGCUGCGAGGGAUUCACCAGUGGCCGACACUACUGGGAGGUGGAGGUGGAUGGAAAGACUGACUGGGACCUGGGAGUGGCGAGUCAUUCCUGCAACAGGAAGGGUAAGAUCACAGUCAGCCCCAGCAACGGCUACUGGUUUCUUAGCUUGCGGGACAAGAACAACUAUGCCUUCAGGACUCAGCCUUCCACUGCCCUACCCCUCAGACUGAGACCUCAGAAGAUAGGGCUGUUUGUGGACUACGAAAAAGGCCAGUUGUCCUUUUAUAAUGUGGACGCUAAGAUGCACAUUUACACAUUUAUGGACAACUUUUCGGAGACCAUUUAUCCAUUUUUCAGUCCCUGUACCAAUAAAACAGGCACAAAUGAUGCUCCGCUGGUGAUCACGCCUGUCCUUCUGGAUUGAACAGUGAAAUGGAAACUUUUUAUGAGCAAACAUAUGAUUCAAAAUGUUGUUUACGUUCAUUUUUUUUGCCUUGUACAGUAAAUGAUUUAUCUGCUGCCACAUUGGCACUUCAUUUUCAUUGAUAACAUAAAGAGCUUGGAUCACUAGGAUGAUCAUACUUCCAGGUUUUAGCUUGCUGUCUACAGUCCUCAUACAUUAUAUGUACAAUGCCUGCAUGCUACUGGUUAAACUUCCUUUCAGUCAUUACCGUCAGCAAAUAUGAAAACAAUAAGAAAACAAAGCCAAAUCCCCAAAAUUUUUAGGCAAUUUAGAAAUCCUGCAUGGCCAGGACAUGUCCAGGAAAAAAAAGGGGACUUGGUAACUCUACUUUCAGUGCUCAAAGUCUUUUUAUACCAACAAAAAUGCUAAUUUACCUCAACAGGAGUUUUUAAUUAAUCUUCUCUUCAGGAAGGAAAGACUAAAAUAAUACAGUAGGCUAUAUGUUUCUUAAACAAGAAUGCACUCCAAUCCACUAAACAAUGAAUAGCCAUACUUUUCAGGCAUUAAAGAGAAAAUGAAUACUUUAAUACAAGAUGAAUAUUAGUAAAUUCAUGUUGUUUCGUUUGUAAAAUUGCUUCAUCCACUGUUGCAGGCCUAUACAGUUAAUUUGGUCUGUUUCGAAAUGUAGCCUAAUUCUCACACA
Messenger RNA from Sinocyclocheilus rhinocerous, 2816 nucleotides. RefSeq names its product E3 ubiquitin-protein ligase TRIM58-like. Gene Ontology annotation, molecular function: protein binding; zinc ion binding. Lineage: Eukaryota; Metazoa; Chordata; Actinopteri; Cypriniformes; Cyprinidae. Bases 236 to 2134 code for a protein of 632 amino acids. The transcript is spliced from 10 exons. The record is from RefSeq and is a predicted model, not a curated record.